AUGCUCUCCCUCCGCACACUGCCGCGGCUGAUUUGCGAUGCCGGCGUUUCAGCGCGCGGGGUAGCGAAAACGCUGUCUACCGCGUCCAGCGGCGCCAAUGUGGCACAUGAAGCCGCUAGUGCCGGGUUAUGCGCUGUAAACCGUGACUCAGGAAGUGAUGUUGCAACGACACCCCUGAAACGGACCGUGCUCAUGGAGCCGACCACCCUUUGCAGAACACUGGUGCAGGCAAGUAAGGACGGAAAGGCUGGGAAGAGGGCCUGGAAGGCUCAUAUAAAAAAGGCUCUACAAAUCAAGGACCAGCUAACCUUGAAACAAAUCGCAAUUGUAAUCCACAGCUGCACCAAUGCAAAUGUUGGCAAGGAAUACCUACGCAACCUCAUUGAUGGCCUCAAACCCGCAGUAUUGCCGCAUCUGUUACGUGCGAGACGAACGACUGAAAUUGGCCGAGUUGAGCUCUACAACAUUUACAGCAUACUGCAUGGGACAGCAACUGCAGAGUACAGCGACACGGAAAUGACCAGCGCACUAAAAGACGCUGCUGUCGCACAAUUCAGAUACUUGUAUGAUGCGGGGGAGGUUGAACCUCUAAAACCGUUCAUAUUCGAGGACAUGGCGGGGAUCAUGCAUGCGCUCAUGGUAAUGCGAGUUGCAAUGACAGACGAAGAAACGAAAUUGUGCCACGACCUCUUCAUUCAACUCUAUAACAGGAAUGAGUUUGGAACUGCAACUAUCUCCCAUAGGGCAUUUGCCAUCUGCGUGAAUACUCUGGAGCGAAUGGGGUGUCAUACGGAUAAAAUGUAUCGCGUUGCCUCAAGCUACCUCCGUGCAAACCUAGACUCCAUACAUGACAUCAAAGACAUUGCUAUGGUGUACUGUGUAGUGGCUCGUGUUUGGGCUGCGAUCAGCGCCACCGAUGGUAACUACAACGGCGUAACGCCAGGGCACACGGCAUUACGGCCUCGACCGACGGUGGGCAAAGAUGCCAUUAUAGUGAUCAAAGAAACCGGCGAUCAUGUAGAAUAUGUUAAAACGGCGGAUUUGGAGGUGCAGCAAGCAGGAAUCAUAGAUGCGAAUCAAAACGAUUUCAUGGAAGGGUGGCGCAGCAUUACUGACGUCACUGCCCUCGUUUUACACCACCUGGUUCAACCGUCUAGUUUUAUCGGCGGGAAACGUGCUGAUGCUCAAAGUGUAGCCACUGUGGCGGCUCAUUCUGCGCCCUACGUAGAAAGGGGUAACAGCGAACUCCUGCAGCGAUACGCUGCAUUCGUUGCUAUGGCGGUGGAACACGUGAUGCAGAAUACGGACGUCGACUAUGUGUCUUUGAUACAUCUUAUGAAGUGCGCCAUUAGAAUCAAUCGUCCGCAGGAUGCUGCACUCAUGAUCGCUGCAAAAAGCGUUCACUCUGUAGGAUUGUUAGGCACGCCUCAGGAAUUUGCGCAACAUAUUGCGAACCUCAAAGCGCUGCAAUCUAAUAACACUGACGACGCUUUGCACGAAUUGCUAGACUCCAUCGCCAUCUCCAACAUGCUGCAGUUCGAACGUAGGCUCGCCAUGCCUCCUGUCACCACAAAAUCGCAACCGCAGCGCAGGCGAGCGUUGCGGGACCUCAUAAAGGCUGCCACGAAUAAAGGCGCAGCGGCAGAUACGAUGUUCAUAUACAAUGAUCUCUACGGUUUUUACAAGGGUGCAGAUGCAUUCAGACACUGCGCGAAAACGAUCGCCGCCAUCGGAGGUUUCAACGGACACAAGGCGGCAGUCGACAUAGCCAAACGAAUUGUCGAAAGCAUUGAAAACCUUUGUGCGUCACAAACACAACACGCGGAUAUUGAAUCUGUGGCAGCUAUACUAACAGGUUUACACAGGUUCAGGAUGAAAAAUGAGCGCGUGCUUCAUCGUAUGGCUCUGGAGACGAUGCGGCAUCUCCAAUCCGUGCAGCACCCAUCAAUACUGGCGCAAAUACUCAUUGCCUAUGCAAAGUUGGGGUGCCCCCUAAACAGAAAUAUCGAGCGGGGGCUUAUCCGCUCACCCGGCACGAAACGCAUCACAAGGUCAAAGAAGUGGCGCAAUGCUCAGGGGCCGUUUGAAACCCUAUUUGUACGCGCUCUCAAGUGCAUGACAUCGGAAAAUUGCAUACAAGAUAUGAACGCACAGGCGACAGUCAACUGCCUAUUUGCCUUGACUCUCUCUGGGAUCGGUCACCGCGUGCCCCUAUUACUAUACAAGCUGCUGGUAUUACUUAGGGAGUUUGGAGCCGACUUCUACAAGUCCGUGGAGAUGAAAAAGCAGCUGAAAAUUGCACUGCUCGUCCUGAAGAGAAGCUGCCGCAACAACAAACGUGCAAUAUAUAACGAGGUCAAACGCAUUUACAAACACGCAUUCAGGGAGGUGUCAAACGACAUUGCAACCACCAGAUAUAGUGAGAUGGGAAGUAACAGGCGAAACCCUACAAUGUCCGGUAAGCAACAGCCCGACGUGGCGGCGACUGAUAGUUUGCAGGCCUGCAUAGAGAGGGAACCGUUCAUUAAAAACGCCGCUUAUUACAACCAGUUCCCCAACUUUGUGAAAGGAAAAUACAACUUCAAGGACCUCGACAUUGACAUUCGCUUAUUACAGAGCGAAAUUCUCGAACGUGAUGAAGUCUUAAGCUGUGUUAGCGCCAUUGGUGCGAUAGACACGUUCGUCCUCUUAGACAAGGGCGAAUUGCGCAUCGCACAGCGUUCGAAUGCAGCUCUCGACGAUGGCGCCGCACACGCCUUGCGCGCGGGUUCAGGACUUUCAAAUUUCACUUUGGCGAUGAUGCAUGACGCGUAUAACCCAGAUCCAAAGUUGAUGCAGUGGAAACAGCAGCUCGAACAGAAAGAAUUCAAAAUACUAACCAUAGAUGACCUUAUGGCCGACGGCACAACCUUCGACGUAGACAAAGAAAGAUGCCUGCUAUUAGAUGAUUUCAGCAAUCUAGUGAAAGAAAGGGGUGUUGAAUGUGCCUACGCAGAGCCGAUAGGAUGGAAGUACAUACCGACGCAAAAGCUUGUGGAUAUCAUAGUGCGCAUUGUGCCGACCGAUUGCGUAAUAAGCUGGAAGUUCCGACUGACGCCAGGUGGAAAACCUCUAAUCAUUCACAAGGCUAUAUUAAAGAUACUGGAGAUGAGUCAAAAGAGCGAUAAAGGUUGCGAUCACCGUGACCUCAAGCUACAGUACCCGAAGUUGGCACGGUGCGUAAUGCACACGCUGGACAUGCCAGAGUUCAGGUUGAGGCCGUUAAGACGUGUGCUUUCAACAACGAUGGCAAAACAUGGCAUUGGUCCAUCUCUAAAAGUGGGAGGUCCUGAAAACAAAGUAGGCGAAUUAACUGUAGACAGCGCAAAUGACGAUAAAAAGCAGUUCAUUGAAGUAUCCGGACAUGGGAGGGUCAGGUACAACGUACUUAUCAAAAUUAUGCGCUUGCUGGAGAAUACAUUGGAAGGUAAUACUCAAAAGGAGUUGGGAAUAUCUCGGGCACCCGAUGUUAAGGGCGAUCCGUUUCUGAAGCCAUUCUGGGUGCAAAUCGUUAACAUACUACUCAACGGGAAGUAUUUCAAAUUCAUACCGCUACUUGUAUUCUAUGUGGAACAUACAGACUCAUAUCACUUGUGCGCUCGCGAAAUCGAGGUCAAGCCCAUGAGCAAGCCUAACAUUUGGAAUCCGUGGAAUUCGGCAUACAUGAUGAGGACCAUAGAAGCUAUACCGCAAAUGUAUCACGGAGUGGCCUUUGCCGAUAGCCACUACUUCAAAUUUACGCAAGAACAAAUUUUGAACUUGCUGUCCAUUUACAAGCCGUUGAAGCACCUGGAUAUUCAGGGAUAUUGCAGCGGCAACAGAUGCGCAGAUAAAGAGAUGGUGAGGAAAAUAAUACAUAUUGAACCGCACAAACAAUACAUGGUCAACGUUGUCCACUAG
Babesia ovata is the source of this 3939-nucleotide messenger RNA. RefSeq names its product unc-13 homolog D-like protein, putative. The coding region runs from base 1 to 3939 and encodes 1312 amino acids. NCBI's taxonomy places the organism in Eukaryota, Apicomplexa, Aconoidasida, Piroplasmida, Babesiidae. The record is from RefSeq and is a predicted model, not a curated record. The transcript is spliced from 4 exons.